CGGGCGGGUAUAUAGACUCCGGGAGCGGGGGGCGGCGGAGCCGGUGGACGGCUACAGCUGGGCGGCGAGCGGCGGGCGCAGGCAAUGGGCAAGGACUAUUACCAGACGCUGGGCCUGGCCCGCGGUGCGUCGGAUGAGGAGAUCAAGAGGGCCUACCGUCGCCAGGCGCUGCGUUACCACCCGGACAAGAACAAGGAGCCCGGCGCCGAGGAGAAGUUCAAGGAGAUCGCCGAGGCCUACGACGUGCUCAGCGACCCGCGCAAGCGCGAGAUCUUCGACCGCUAUGGGGAGGAAGGCCUAAAGGGCAGUGGCCCCAGUGGCGGGAGCAGCGGUGGUGCUAACGGUACCUCUUUCAGCUACACAUUCCAUGGAGACCCUCACGCCAUGUUUGCUGAGUUCUUCGGUGGCCGAAAUCCCUUUGACACCUUUUUUGGGCAGCGCAACGGGGAGGAAGGCAUGGACAUCGAUGACCCAUUCUCAGGCUUCCCCAUGGGCAUGGGUGGCUUCACCAACAUGAACUUUGGCCGUUCCCGCCCUGCCCAAGAGCCCACCCGAAGGAAGCAAGAUCCCCCUGUCACCCAUGACCUCAGGGUAUCACUUGAAGAGAUCUAUAGCGGCUGUACCAAGAAAAUGAAAAUCUCUCAUAAGCGGCUGAACCCUGAUGGAAAGAGCAUUCGCAACGAAGACAAAAUCUUGACCAUUGAAGUGAAGCGGGGGUGGAAAGAAGGGACCAAAAUCACCUUCCCCAAGGAAGGAGACCAGACCUCCAACAACAUUCCAGCCGACAUCGUCUUUGUUUUAAAGGACAAGCCACACAAUAUCUUUAAGAGAGAUGGCUCUGAUGUCAUUUACCCAGCCAGGAUCACCCUUCGGGAGGCUCUGUGUGGCUGUACAGUGAAUGUCCCAACUCUGGACGGCAGGACCAUACCUGUUGUAUUCAAAGAUGUCAUCAGGCCUGGCAUGCGGCGAAAAGUUCCUGGAGAAGGACUUCCUCUCCCCAAAAUGCCCGAGAAACGUGGAGACCUUAUUAUUGAGUUUGAAGUGAUCUUCCCCGAGAGGAUUCCCCAGACGUCAAGAACCGUUCUUGAGCAGGUUCUUCCGAUAUAGUCAACUGUGUUCCCCAAGGAUUGACCAGGGACCUUUCCAGAGCUCAAGGAUUUCCAGACUGUUCCACCAGCUGUGGACCCGCGAGAGGGCGGGAGGGCCCAGGGCGGGCUUUCGUACUGCUGAAUGUUUUCCAGAGAAUAUAUUACACAAUCUUUUAAAGUCG
Molecule: messenger RNA, 1270 nt
Organism: Lagenorhynchus albirostris (white-beaked dolphin)
Lineage: Eukaryota; Metazoa; Chordata; Mammalia; Artiodactyla; Delphinidae
Gene: DNAJB1
Product: DnaJ heat shock protein family (Hsp40) member B1
Exons: 3
Coding region: 85-1107 (340 amino acids)
Cellular component (GO): cytosol
Molecular function (GO): transcription corepressor activity; Hsp70 protein binding
Source: RefSeq, a predicted model, not a curated record